AUGUUUUACUCGCAGUUCAUCUUGGCCAAGAAGGGCCCCCUCGGGACCAUAUGGAUUGCCGCGCACUUGGAGCGGAAGCUGCGCAAGAACCAGGUCGCGGACACGGACAUCGGCGUCUCAGUAGAUUCCAUCAUAUUCCCUGACGUUCCAAUCGCACUUCGGUUAUCAAGUCAUCUUAUGUUAGGCGUUGUCAGAAUCUAUUCUCGGAAGGUCAACUACCUAUUCCAUGACUGCAGCGAAGCUUUGCUGAAGAUAAAACAAGCUUUCAGGUCCACUGCUGUUGAUCUACCUCCUGAGGAGUCAACUGCUCCGUAUCACUCUAUAACUCUGCCUGAGACAUUUGAUCUUGAUGAUUUUGAACUGCCAGAAGCUGCGUUUCAAGGCGACACUGAUCAUCAUGUGAGCACAAAAGAACAGAUCACUUUGCAAGACAACCCAGAAAAAACAGGGUAUUCAACAUCCCAGUUUGGCCUAGAUGAAAGAUUUGGUGAUGGUAGUUCAUCUCAUAUUGGCUUGGACUUGGAGGAGGAAUUAAUUCUGAACAAGGACCACUCAAUUCAUCUUGAGUCUGAUGAUGGCAUUAUUAUUCAAGGUCGGCUGUCAGUCCCUUCUACUGAUGUGGACAUUGAUGAUGACAAAAGUACAGACAUAACAGCUGAAGGAUACAGCAACAUGGACGGUGGGCCUUCUAGUCAUGGAAAGCUAGGUCCACUGAAUGCAGAUGGCCUAGGAGGAAACAGUAUCCCUAACUGGACUGGUUACAAUGUACAGACUCCUUACAAUGUACAGACUCCUGAUUUGAAUGAUAUAUUAUUGCAUAAUGAGGGUAUUGCAGGGCCAUCAGCUUUGUACUAUCAACCUAGCCCAUUUACUUGUGAUGAACCUGCAUCACCAGAGUUCAUUAGCGCUCAGGCCCCAGCUACACCUGGUUUAAUGGAAGAGACAGUUCCUUCCAGAGUCCAUGAAAGUCCUGUUCUGAGCCCACAGAGAAAAGCAUCACCAUCUACCAAUGAUGAAACUGCAAAGGCUGACACUCCUGCUCCAGCCUAUCUCCAUUCAGCUACAGGAAAUGCCAGUGAUGUUGUGGGUGCUGAGAUGACAGAACUUGAAUUGGCGAAGCCUGUGCAAGUUGAGUCUUCUGUUGUGCAGGACACACAUGCAUUGGUGCAACAGCACACAAGUGAGGGUUUACCAUCCCAGGAUCAAGCAUCACACUUGGAAGCUACUGCUGAUGAGCUGGUUGGUUCUGAUGGUAUAGCUGCAUCUGUUGAAACGGUAACUGUCAAUGCAACCAUUGAAGAUGUACCUUUGGCUGUAAAUGAUUCAGAGCGAUGUGUCGAUGGUUCUACUGAACCAUCUGUGGUGGAGAACCCAGUACAGAUUAAUGGGCCAUUAGUUGAUGCACAAGGUACAAUUGCACCAAGUGCAAAUUUUCAACAUGAAGCCCAAGCAAUGCAACAAGUAGUGGCAUCUAAUGAUAGACUGAAUGAACUAUCAACUUCAGAAUUUGCUGAGCCUGAGAAAAUGCUGUCUGCUCCGGAUGCGGAAUUCAAUCAUGCAAUUGACAUGGGGCAGACAACUGCGGAAAAAGGAACAGCUGAAUCUGAUGGAAGUAACAUAAUAGGCAGCCUUACGAGCAGAAAAAGACACCUGGAAGAUAGCUUACCAGCUUUAGAGAGUGAGACCACUGAAAGGUUGUCUAGCCGACCACAUGGUAAAAGAACCAAUGAUUUUGUUCCUCAUGAUGAUGAUAUACUGGCAUCUAUUUUAGUCGGUAGAGGGACCCCUGGGUUCACACUUGAUUCAACACCACUACCACCGAGGGAAUCAUCUCUGAAACGCCCGAGGUUGGGGUCGAAGAUGGGUACACUCAAGAGAAAAGUGCAAAUAGAUGAUGCCAUGGUCCUGCAUGCUGAUACUAUACGGCAACAGUUGAUCAAUACCGAGGAUAUACGGCGCAUUCGUAAAAAGGCUCCAUGCACUCGUUCCGAAAUAUGGAUGAUUGAGAAAGGUUCACUGGAAGAUGAUAUAUUCCACGAGCCCAUCUUUUCCUGUCUAUCUGAGGAGCUAAACGAAUUACACAAUCGGACAUAUGAGGCUAUUGUACGCCCUGCUGUUCAGAGCAUGGAACUACAAGGUCAAUUCGACAUGCCUGAAACCAUUCCAGAAGAUAGCAAUAUUGCUGGGUUUGGUGCUGCUACAAUUAAUGACCCACUUCACAUACCAGAUGGGAUUCAAUCAGAUGCCUUGCUGUCAGGUGCAAAUGAUGCAUGUGGCACUACACCUGCUUUUGGUUUGCAAAUUCCUCCUGACAACCAGGUUAACGGUGCAUCUAAUGAUUUUGUUAUCGGCACUCUGUUUCAAGGGGUGACUGAACCUUUUAUUGAUAAUGAGAAAGAAGUGGCACUUGCUGACAGAGAGCAUGCUCAAGUAGAUACACUGUAUAGUGACCAUCUUCAAGAUGUUCCAUCUUAUUUGCAGAGGAGUACUGAUGCAAACGUUUCUAGUCAAGAUGUGGCUCUAGAUAACUCUGGCCAAGCUUGUGUUCACGCAGGGGACGACAUGACAGGGGAGUUCAAUCAUUUUGUUCAUAGCAAUGCUAAUAUUUUUGAGAGUAAUGAGGUCCCUGCUUCUGAGAUUACUGAGGUGGAAUAUAAUCAAGAUGCCUCUGGUUUUCCUCGACCAACAGCGGAUGAAAAUGCGGUGGGAUAUAAUCAAGAUGCCUCUGGUUUUCCUCGACCAAUGGAAAAUGAAAAUGCGAUGGAAUAUAAUCAAGAUUCCUCUGGUUUUCCUCGACCAACGGAGGAUGAAAAUGCUGUGUCUGCUAUGGGAGAUAAUUCUGGCUUCCAAGAAAACAACAUGGGUUCUCUUAUGGAUCUGGAUAUGGUGAAUGACUAUGAACUGAAGGAAUGCAAUGAUUUUGGGAGUGCAAUUCAUGGUGUUGAUACAGAUUUUCUGAACUAUGAUGAUGAUGGGGACUUCGACGACGCCAAUGAUGACGAGCCAAACCCUAGUGAAUUUCAGUCUCUUGACAACAGUGGUUGGUCUUCUCGCACCAGGGGUGUUGCAAGAUAUCUCAAGACUUUAUUCGAUGAAGACUCUGGUCUGGGGAGGAAGAGUGUCGCCAUUGAUCAUCUGGUGCGCGGGAAGACACGGAAGGAAGCAUCGAGAAUGUUCUUUGAGACCUUGGUGCUGACAACAAAGGACUACAUCAGCGUGGAUCAACCAAACCCCUACGAUUAUGUGAGCAUAAAGCCAGGUCCAAAGCUGCUGAUGUCAGAAUUCUAG
Messenger RNA from Miscanthus lutarioriparius, 3288 nucleotides. The record is from the annotation of a GenBank genome assembly. Lineage: Eukaryota; Viridiplantae; Streptophyta; Magnoliopsida; Poales; Poaceae.